Messenger RNA from Scatophagus argus, 2396 nucleotides. RefSeq names its product vesicle-associated membrane protein 8 (endobrevin) (gene vamp8). NCBI's taxonomy places the organism in Eukaryota, Metazoa, Chordata, Actinopteri, Scatophagidae. The record is from RefSeq and is a predicted model, not a curated record. Gene Ontology annotation, biological process: SNARE complex assembly; vesicle-mediated transport; vesicle fusion. The coding region runs from base 203 to 565 and encodes 120 amino acids. Gene Ontology annotation, cellular component: plasma membrane; SNARE complex. The transcript is spliced from 3 exons. Gene Ontology annotation, molecular function: SNAP receptor activity; syntaxin binding.
CACUUGACACUUGAAGCGAAGGAAUUCAGUUUGAAGAGAAAAAAACAGCAACCAGGAAGUUAAACAGAGAAGGAAACGUAUUCGCUUCAAACUCCCGGGUGUUUUAUAAACACCCGCAAAAUAAAAAGAAAAAUAACAGCGUCAACUUAAAAGAAAGUCAAUCCUUGGGGCUUGCCGUCCAACGGGCACAGUUUCUGCUAAGAUGGACAAUGAUCCGGAGCGGGGAGGAGCAGCAGCGGAGCCGCAGGACAAGGUGCAGACCUUGAAAGAUCAGGUAGAUGGGGUGAAAAACAUCAUGACGCAGAAUGUGGACAGGAUUCUGGCCCGAGGAGAGAGACUGGAUGACCUCAUGGACAAGUCAGAGGACCUACAAGCAGGGGCUCAGCACUUCAAGCAGACGUCUCAGAAGGUGGCUCGCUCCUACUGGUGGAAGAACGUCAAGCUAGUCGUGGUCAUCGUGAUCAUCGUCCUCGUCAUCGUCCUCAUCAUCGUCCUGCUGGCCACCGGAGUCAUCCCUGUCAGUUCCCCUGUGCCUCCUAUUGUCCCUCCCACCCCCAAGCCAUAAACACACAUACACACACGGAUAAUGUACAUCUAGACCUAAUUAAAUCAUAAACAGAUAUUGCACAGUAUAUUAAGUAAUAUAUAUAGACUCAAGCAAAUCACUGCUGUCUGGUGAAAACUUUAUUACUUCUAAGUUCGUCUCUAAUGCAAACUUUCUUCCUUACUUUGGAAUUCAAGGACUUCAUUCUUUGGUUUAAGGAACUUUAAUGACACAUGUAAUUUUGAAACCCUUUCAAAACACAAUUCCAGUUUAGGUAUUUCUGAACUUGUGAAAAAUUAAAUGAAAGUCUCUGAAAGGUCUGAAGUCUUCAUCCGACAGCAGCACAAACACUGUCACUGUUCUCAAGGAAGGCUUCCUGCCGCUGCAGCAGCCCUGCAUGGGUUCGCUGUUUCACCACCGACGGUUUUUUCAUCUUGGCAAAGAGAAAUGAUGUGUGUGGCUUUGUUCAGCCUCCUACUACACAUCAUGUUUGUCUUGAAUGUUUUCACUUAUGCGCACCUUUUAUGAAGGACAGUUUGUAUAGUGUAAAAGAUGAAAAUGCAGUGUUUAAAAGAUUUUUUUUUUGUUGUUGCUGAUAUUGGACAAAUGCACCAAACACAAAUCUGUAGCAAGUUUAGCUCACCGUAUAUUUAAUGAAAGGCUGCAUUGUGUGUUGCAUUUAUAUGUUUACCAUGGUUCAAAGUUCUUCUGACAAUCUAGAAAAAAGUAAUGAUCAUUCCUUUGAAAUUCUAUGAAAAUUUUGUCACAUAGUUUAUUGAGUGCAUGAGGUGAGCACUGCUUUGCUUCAUUUAAAAAUAUUGUCAUCAGGUCUUGAUGGUGUUGAGGGCUUAUGUUUAGGGUUUGCACUGCCAAUAGUACAUAGUCAAACCUGAAAACGACACAAUAUUUGCAGUUUUGUGGUUUUUCUGCUCUACAGAAAUGUGCGGUUGGUGGAGAGGAAGAUAACACAAAAUUGUAGAUUUGUACAUUUGCAGUAUCAUCAGCCUUUUUAAAUGGUCAUGUCCAGUUUUUGUUUUAACUCAAGAAAUAUUGCAGUUUAGAUGUAACGCUUUGGUACUUUGAUUCAGUAAACCACCAGGGUCACCUGUUCAAGUUCACUUCCAGUAAUGGAGUACCAGGCUCUUUUAGCCAACCAGCUGAGAGAGAUCAUUUACAGCCCCCAUUCUUCCCCCUAUUGGGCCCAUGUCAACCAACUGGCCCUCACAGUCACAGCUUUUAACUACCUGCUACCUUAACCUUCCUCUGUCUGCUGUUACAGGACCAGUUUAGAUUCCAAGGGGUCAACAUAAUUCGCAUUAUGUGCUGUAAAUAGCCAACACAUUCUCACUUAAAUGUAUAUUUGCAACAGUCAUUUACCAAUGUGUUAAUUAAAGUAUCUGCUCUUUUAGAGGGUAUUUAUUUAAUGCUUUGUCAUUUGUGUUCUUUCUUUCUCUAAUCAAAAAUCCACACUUAGUAAUUAUAAGAUGGUACAUUUGAAUUAAUCCCCUAUUAAUCAAUUUCUUCAAGCAAAUAUAAGUAGUAGUAGGCUGUGUUGGAACAGUGUGCAGCACUGCACACUGUGUUUUUGUUUUUUUGUUUUUUACAUGGCUCUGUUCACUCUGUCAUACUGUGAGUAAUGCUGUGUGACACCAUGACCCAGCUGCAGCAGGUCUGUCAUUGUGUUGACUGCUAUUUUACAAGAACUCUGCCAUUUUGAAUCCAGAAUCCUGCUCAGCUGAUCUGUGAUGUAGCUUAAUGUUUGAUUUGCUGAACUCUCAAGGGUCUUAUUCUGAUGACUUCUGGUAUUUAUUGGUUAUAAUAGUCUGAUAUGAAAUAAAUAGCAUUUACCUCA